Molecule: messenger RNA, 549 nt
Organism: Paraglomus brasilianum
Lineage: Eukaryota; Fungi; Glomeromycota; Glomeromycetes; Paraglomerales; Paraglomeraceae
Source: the annotation of a GenBank genome assembly
AUGGUUCGAAAGCUAAAGUACCAUGAACAAAAACUGCUUAAGAAAGUAGACUUUAUACAUUGGAAAAAUGAAAACAAUCUCCGCGAAAUUAAAGUUCUUCGCCGUUAUCACGUCCAGAAUCGCGAAGACUAUUACAAGUACAACAAGCUCUGUGGUGCCAUAAAAAAGCUUGCAAACCGGAUUUCAUUACUCAAUCCGCGCGAUCCUUUCAGAGCGAAAAAGGAAGAAGCCUUAUUAGAGAAGCUGUAUCAGAUGGGCUUAAUUACAGCCAAAUCACAAUUUUCUGCUGUAGAUGGGAUUACAGUUUCGGCCUUUUGUAGACGUCGACUACCAAUAGUGAUGUGUCGUUUAAAAAUGGCCGAAACUGUAAAAGAAGCCAUAACUUUUGUCGAACAAGGGCAUGUGAGAGUUGGUCCCGAGACUAUCACUGAUCCGGCAUAUUUGGUUACGAGAAAUCUCGAGGAUUUUAUAACGUGGGUUGACACUUCGAAGAUAAAGCGCAAGAUUAUGACGUACAACGAUCAACUCGAUGACUAUGAUUUUUUAUGA